UCGUCUUCCAUCUAAUCAUCCUUAUGAUGCUAUUUUAGCAUUUUGGAUAGACGAGGUAGCGGAUGACGAGAAAAUGAGCCUGAAAAGAAAGGCUACCGGGGAACUCCCUAGCCCUAAAAGGUUGCAGGGGCUGCCAACGCUUAACGAUGAUGACGACCCGAUUUAUCAGGAAAAGCACUCUGACGCCGAGUAUGCGUUAUCGGAUAGUGACAGUGAAGUGGAGGACAGUCUUCAUGAAACUCCAGCAACACCUAUGUCCACAACAUCGUCCAGAUACCCAUCCGAACUGAAAACUCACCACUGCCCCUUCGACGGUUGUACCAAGGCAUUUAACCGUCCAGCACGCCUUCAAGAGCAUCUACGCUCCCACAACAACGAGCGCCUCUUCCAGUGUCCCCAUGACGGCUGCGACAAAAGCUUCCUUCGAGCGUCACAUUUGAACCAUCAUGUGAAAAGUGCUCACACAGGGGUUCGAGACUACGUCUGCGAUCGCCCUAGCUGCGGAAAGAGUUUUGUGACCGGCUCGCGUCUCCGACGACAUCUGGCUGCGCACGAUGGCCGGGACAAGUAUCGGUGCACGGAAUAUCCGCCUUGCGACGAGACUUUCCGAAAACACACGACCCUGCAGAAGCAUAUCCUGAGCGUCCACCUACACCAGAAGCCCUUCCCGUGUACGCACGUUGACCCAACCACGGGCCAACAAUGUUCCAUGGCAUUCGAUACGGCUGGACAUCUCCGCGCGCACGAAAGCCGGGUUCACACCGAGAAACGCUUUACUUGCGCCGAAUGUGCUCAACGAGCGGAUAAUGAACAGACUGCCACUAGCACCACGAGCUCCCCUGCAACGACAACGCCCACAACCGCAGCAACGUUCCCAACGUACGCCCUCCUCCAAGCCCACAUCCGCGCCGCCCAUCCACCGCAAUGCCCCCAUUGCCCGCUCACCUGCUCCACGACACGCGAGCUCCGCCGCCACCUUGAGGUUGCUCACGGCAACGUUCCCCUCUCGGACCGCAAGGUCUUCCCCUGCACCGUCCCCGGCUGUGACAGCAGCUUCACCAAGAAGGGCAACCUGACCGUGCACGUCCGUACCGUGCAUCAAGGCGAGAAACGAUUCGUCUGCGGCGAAACCGACCUCUCCGCUUCGAAGCGCGUCGCCGGCUGGCCCGGCGGCGCCGCUCACGGCUGCGGCAAGCGCUACGGGAGCAAACUAGCCCUCGAGGAACACAUUCGCACGGCGCACAUGGGGUUUCCGAACGCCAAGGCAGAACGGCGCCGCCGGUUAGGCUUGGCACCGAAGACGACCAUUGGCACGGCAGGGGCGGGACCGUCGGCGUUGGCGGCACUAACGGGCGCGGGCUACGCCGAGGAAACGGGACGCCAGAUUCCAUGCUUAGAGGGAGGAUGCGCGCAUCGCUUUCACCGGAACUACGAUCUCUGGGUGCAUAUGGGAAGCAAGCACGGAUGCUCGGAAGAUGAAAUCCGGGAUCUGUUCAUGCAGCGAGCCCUAUUGGCGGAUAAUGGCGAGCGACAGUCUACCACCAGUGAUGCUGCGGCGGCGGCCAUGAUGGGAGAUUUGUUUGGGUUAUAUGGGCUGGAGUUUGACAACGACGAUGAAGGGCCCGGGUAUGAGCCGUACAAUCCCAACGGCAAACCGGUUGCUGCAGGCCCGGUGGUCCAGUAUGAUGGUGGCAGCGGCGGCGCUUACUCGACGGGAGAAUUUCUCCCUCAUGACGACAUGAUGCACGAUAUUGAUACCAAGAUACCCAGUGCGGCGAAUCCCACAGUUGAUGAUUUGGCGAUGAUUGACCCUUUACUGGAAUUUAAUAGCAUGGCGGGAUAAAAACAAAAGUGCUUUUUUUCGGGUUUGGACUGAUCUAGAUAACUAUUUCGGGUGUUUUCUUUAUGUAACUUAUGAAAGUGGGAACUAGCUAUGAUCGAUACUUCCAUAUUG
This is a messenger RNA of Aspergillus saccharolyticus JOP 1030-1, 1954 nucleotides long. RefSeq names its product C2H2-type zinc finger protein. NCBI's taxonomy places the organism in Eukaryota, Fungi, Ascomycota, Eurotiomycetes, Eurotiales, Aspergillaceae. The coding region runs from base 74 to 1843 and encodes 589 amino acids. Gene Ontology annotation, cellular component: nucleus. The transcript is spliced from 2 exons. Gene Ontology annotation, biological process: regulation of transcription by RNA polymerase II. The record is from RefSeq and is a predicted model, not a curated record.